AUGGCAACAAACGGCAUACCCAUUCACACCAAGGGGGCUACGGUCCCCUUUCACAUCAACGGCCAGGACGUCGUCGCGUCAAAGACCUUCGACGUGGUCAACCCGGCAACAGGCAAGGCCGUCCACAAGUGCAGCAGCGCGACCGAGGCCGACGCCAAAGCAGCCGUGGACGCAGCGGCAAAGGCACUGCCAGCAUGGAAGGCAAUGGUGCCCACCAAGCGGCGUGAGGUUUUCCUCAAGGCCGCCGAGGUCCUGGAGAAGCGGCGGGACGAGCUGGCCACCACCAUGGUGGAGGAGGUCGGCGUGCCAAGGGCGUGGGCCGACUUCAACCUUGGUGUCGCCAAGGACCUCAUCUUGGACGUGGCCGGGAGGCUCGUCACCAUAGAGGGCACUAUCCCUACUCCCCAGGACCCCAACACGGGCGCUCUUGUGCUGAAAGAGCCUUAUGGUGUGGUGAUGGCAAUCGCGCCUUGGAACGCCCCGUACAUUCUCGGAUCACGCUCCGUCAUCUUCCCGAUUGCGGCCGGUAACACGGCUGUUUUCAAGGCCAGCGAGCUGAGUCCGAAAACCCACUGGGGCAUUUGCUCCGUCUUCGCGGAGGCUGGCCUGCCGGCUGGAGUGCUCAACAUGAUUGUUCACGAGCCCGCCAACGCGGCUGCCAUCACCAGUAGCCUCAUUGCCAACGAGCAUAUCAAGAAGAUCAACUUCACCGGCUCCACGAUGGUGGGCCGCAUCAUCGGCAAGCUGGCCGGCGAGCAGCUCAAGCCUGUGCUGCUCGAGCUGGGCGGCAAGGCGCCCGCCAUCGUGUGGGACGACGCGAACCUAGACCUGGCCGCAGACCAGUGCGCGCUGGGCGCGUUCCUGAACUCGGGCCAGGUUUGCAUGUCUACUGAGCGGGUGAUUGUGCACAAGGCCGUGAAGGACGAGUUCGAGAAGAAGUUCCUCGCUAGCAUAGACAAGUUCUUCCCCUCCGCCGGCGACGCGCCCGUGCUCAUCCACCAGCCGGCCGUCGAGAAGACCAAGAAGCUGCUGAAGGACGCUAAGGACAAGGGCGCGACGCUGUUGAACGGCGACUUCGAGGCCCAGGAGUCAACCCCGACCCGGCUGCGCCCAAUUGUCGUCAAGGGCAUCAAGGAGGACAUGGAUCUCUACAAGACCGAGUCCUUCGGCCCCACUGUGGCGCUGUUCGAGGUGGACAGUGAGGAGGAGGCACUCCGACUCGCCAAUGACACCGAGUAUGGCUUGACGUCGGCCGUCUUCACCGAGGAUUUGAGGAGGGGAUUGAGGUUUGCCAAGGGUAUCGAGACCGGCGCUUGCCAUAUCAACUCAAUGAGCAUCCACGACGAAUCCGCUCUGCCACAUGGAGGUGCGAAAAGCUCUGGGUACGGGAGGUUCAAUUCUAUUGGCUUGGACGAGUGGGUGAGGACGAAGACAGUCACCUACCGGUAUUAG
Messenger RNA from Diaporthe amygdali, 1452 nucleotides. RefSeq names its product ldehyde dehydrogenase. The record is from RefSeq and is a predicted model, not a curated record. The transcript has 2 exons. The coding region runs from base 1 to 1452 and encodes 483 amino acids. Lineage: Eukaryota; Fungi; Ascomycota; Sordariomycetes; Diaporthales; Diaporthaceae. Gene Ontology annotation, molecular function: succinate-semialdehyde dehydrogenase (NAD+) activity.